AUGUCCAAAAUUUAUCCCAAUAUCAUCCAUAGUAUUGAUACGUUAAGCUCUUCGGAAAAUAACGGACAUACAAAUAGAAUGUACAAAAACGAGCAAGAAAUAAUAGAUACAGUAGGUAAGCUAUUUUUGACUGGUUUUGAUGGAACUGAAGUCACAAAUGAAGCUAAACUACUAAUUACCAAAUAUCGAGUAAGCUCAAUGAUCUUGAGCGGGAAAAACUUUAUCAAUGCAUCCCAAACAAAAAAGCUGUUAAAGGAUUUACAAACGCUAGCCUUUAAUUCAGGUUACAAAUACCCACUCAUAUUUUGCAUCGAUGAAGAAGGUGGAAUGUUAAAUUCAUUAUUUGACAAAAAAUAUCUUACACAAUUCCCAGGUGCAAUGGCAUUAGCUUCAACCGGGUCCGAAGAAGUAGUCUAUCAAGUUUAUAAGAAACUUGCCAUAGAAUUAAAGUCAAUUGGGUUUUCCAUGUAUCUCGGUCCUGUUUUGGAUGUUUUAAAAAACAUAAAUCCUUUACAACAACAAAUGAUUGGAGUCCGAUCCUUUGGCUAUGAUCCAGCCGUUGUUACAAAAUUUGGUAAAGCCGCGGCCAAAGCUUUUAAAGACACUGGCAUGUUUAAUUGUGGCAAACACUUUCCCGGCUAUGGGUCGGCCACAGUUAAUUCUAAUGUAGAAUUACCUAUGGUAUUGGAGAAUACAGAACAACUACUAAAUUUUAAUUUGGUCCCGUAUAAAAAUCUCAUAGAUGAAGAUCUUUUGGAUUCAGUAUUGGUUGGCGGUUGUGCUGUUCCUAGGAUAAAUGGAAAUGCUAUACAUGCAUGUUUAAGUCCAACAAUUGUAAAUAAUUUAGUGAGAGAAACUUUGAAUUUUGAAGGUGUUAUAGUAAGCGAGUGUUUAUUAAUGGAAGCUUUAGAUAGGACAUUUGGUGUUGUCCAAGGAUGCAUCUCUGCCUUUUCUGUGGGUUGCAAUUUGGUAAUGCUUUGUAGUAAUUUCAAGAUCCAAGAAGAAGCAAUGAAUGCUUUAAAAUCAGUGAUAGCAGAUAAUAUAUUAGAAAAAAAAGUAGUGGAGGACUCUGUUGCCAAAAUAGAAAACUUGCAGAAAAAAUUGCCCUCAUGGUCCGAAGUUUUAAAUUUGAAGGAUUUAAGUUCUAAAACUUUAAAAGAAGAUAGGCUCUUAUCCAAAUUAGCCUAUGAAAAGUCAAUUGCUAUAGUUAGAGAUAAUGGAAUUCCAAUAACAAAUUUUUUGAAACCUGGGCUAGAAACAGAAAAUACCAUAUUACUAUUAACCCCAUUAAUCACCCCACUAUACGAAACGAUAGACGAGAACGGUAACAGAUCACAUAUUAACUCAAAUGGAAUGCAUAAGGAUUUACGGUAUGGUGAAGACGUUUUCGUGGAACUAGGAAGGCAAUUGGCCGCCUAUAAAGAGGGGUACAAAGUCUUACAUCAAAGUUACAAUUCUAAUGGUCUAACAACUUUCCAUGAAGAACUCAUACUAAAGUCGAAGGUGGUGUUAUUCGUGUCUGCAGAGACAACAAGAAAUUUGUAUCAAGUAGGUGUUGCCAAACAUGUCUUUAUACUUUGUAACCAAACAAGGGCGAGAAACAAAGCGGCACAAAUGAUAAUAAUUAGUGUUUCUUCGCCAUUAGAUUUUUUAUAUGAUAUUAAUUUUGGAACAACGCCUACUGGUUACAUUUGCCUUUACGAUUACACGAAAAAUGCCUUGUCGAAUUUACCACAUGUUUUGUUUGGAGAUUUAAAACCAACUGGCAAAAUACCUGGGAUUUCUAUGUCAAAUGGUAAGCUUGGUACUUUAGAUAUGCAAAGGAAUAAGGAUACCGAUAAAAAGGGGAAAAACAGUUGGCUAGUGGAAACUUUUAAUUUUUCGAGAGAUUGGGAUAAGCUGAUUACUUUGCUAAAAAAUAAUAAUAUAGUGGAUUAUUCGGCAUCUGAUAUAUCAUUAAAAAAUUGGGAAAAUUUUUUCAAAACUGAAAACCAAGCACUGACUUGCUUCGUUAUUCGGAAUACAAGCUCCAAUUCAAUAUUGGGCAUUUCUGUCACAUGGAUCAGUACUGACUUCGAAGAUAUUAAGUCGUGUAUUGGGAAUAUUUUGUUGCUUUUAGUUGAUAAGAAUAAAAGGGGAAUUUCCAUUGGAAGCCAUUUAUAUACAAGGACAAUGAAAUACUUUUUUGACGAGUGCAGCUGUUUCAAAGUUUAUUUAUGCGGUGAGUUUCCAAAACUUUAUAUCAAAAACGAUUUACUUUUGGAGGCCACCGAAGAGAAUAGAAGCAGCUUGAACUUUUUUGGAUCAUUUUCCUGGGAUUUUGAUUUGUUCAAAAAAAGGGGUAAUGAAAAUAACUCCGUUAUAAGGAGGGAUAUUUAUAGAGAUAUGAGGUACCUGUUGAAGUUGGAUGAUGUUUCAAGUUGGAAGGUAUCCGAAAAUUUGGUUCGCCAACUACAAGUGGUUGGUAUUAUGUUUGACAUUUGCAAAAACCCAGAAGAAAUAAUUAGAUGUUACAAAAACAAGCAUGUAUUGAAAUCUGCGCCAGUGGCAGAAAAUUAUGAGCUAUAUUUGGAAAUAUAUCAGAGUCUUUUAUCCGAUGACAACGAAUACUUGGCCGAUGGUAAUUUGAACAUCAUUGUUGCUCUAGAACCAAAUAAGAGAUCUGUUGUGGGAAGCUUGAUUGUUUUUAAUAACAAUUCCAAAUUUGCUAAAUUUUAUCCGUUUUUGGAUUCAGGUGAUGCUGAUGUAGGUUAUUCAUGUAUUGCUGGCCAUUUCAUAGAUCCAUUGUACUAUACAUUAUCUGAAGUAUUUAAGCUCGGAUUAAUCUGCACAGCAUUAAUGUAUAUUAAAAGCAGAACACAGGGGACAGAAUAUCCAUGUUACAUUGUUGAUAUUGAGGGGAAACAAUUGAAUAGUUUACAUGAUAAUGGGUUUCAAACACUAAGUAAAUAUCAUAAUUUUUAUUCUGAAGUAAAAAAUACAUAA
Messenger RNA from Saccharomycodes ludwigii, 2985 nucleotides. RefSeq names its product conserved putative glycoside hydrolase. The transcript has a single exon. NCBI's taxonomy places the organism in Eukaryota, Fungi, Ascomycota, Saccharomycetes, Saccharomycodales, Saccharomycodaceae. The record is from RefSeq and is a predicted model, not a curated record. Gene Ontology annotation, molecular function: hydrolase activity, hydrolyzing O-glycosyl compounds. Gene Ontology annotation, biological process: peptidoglycan turnover; carbohydrate metabolic process. The coding region runs from base 1 to 2985 and encodes 994 amino acids.